AUGGCCAUUGCCGACACCCCAUUGCUGCUGCGUUGUGCAGCUGAGUUUAUCGGAGUGUUUCUGCCAUUCUUCACUGUCGGCUUCAAUGUGUUGUCCGGGGCCGCUCUUCUUGGCGGCAUCUCCCUAGCUACGACAUUAACUGUGCUGACCUAUGCACUUGCUGGGCUUUCUGGGGCCAACUUUUCGCCGGCUGUCACUCUCGCGCUAUAUGUGAGCAAGAGACUCGGCGGGCCAGGACUUGAUGGCUCUGUUGCCGUGACAUAUGCCCUGGUUCAGUUCGUCGGCGGAAUUUGCUGCGGAUUCUGCUUCGUGAACGUGUUCGCUGAUUCUUUCAGGCUUGGCCCCGGUGCAGGAUUUAGCUGGGUCGAUGCCUGCUUCUGCGAACUCAUGUAUUCUGCACUCUUUUGCUUCGUGGUCCUCAACACCACAGCAGCCAAAGCCCACAGCGCAGAAGGGAACGAGUUCUACGGCAUGGCCAUCGGAGCAAUGGUUCUUGCGGCUUCAUAUGCAGCAGGGCCCGUUUCGGGUGGCCUCAUUAAUCCCGCCAUCACAGUGGGUGUGGACAUUGCAGGAGCAGGCGUCGGGUUCGGAAAGUCGUUGUUGUAUGCCGUCUUCCAGUUGCUGGGAGCAGGCAUUGCUGCGCUCUUGUUCAAGGUCGUCCGGCCGAUGGAUUUCGAUGAGCCAGAGACACCAAAGACGAGGCUGAUCAGCGAGAUCAUUGGAACAUUUGCUUUGGUGGUAACCGUUGGCCUGUCGGCGUUGGCAAAGACUUCGAUGGCUGUUGUCGCUAUUGGCGGGUGCUUGACAAGCAUGGUUUAUGCACUGGGAGAUGUGUCUGGAGCACACUUCAACCCCGCGGUCACGGUGGCAGUUCUGUUGAGCGGCCACGACGCGGACAUGAAUCCCAAGCGCGCAUUUCACUAUAUCGGGUCGCAGCUGCUGAGCUGCAUUGUGGCCGGAUGGUGCUUCUGCCUUCUCUACAAUGGGAACUCGUUUGUGCUGGGGCCUGGCCAAGGUUUCAGCCUGGCAGCGGCAGCUGUUGCAGAGCUGUUCUUCACGACACUUCUGGCAUUCGUUGUUCUCGGAGUUGCUGUAUCACCCAAAACCAAAAGCUCGCAGCUUUAUGGACUGGCCAUAGGACUUUGUGUUGUGGUGGGCGGAUGCUCAGCUGGGAACAUUUCGGGUGCUUGCCUGAAUCCAGCAGUGUCCAUCGGGAUUGCGGCCAGCACCGCAGGAUGGGCUGCCACAAAGACGGCUUUGCGCUACUGCUUUUUUCAGCUCUUGGGAGGAAGCGUUGCAGGCGGGAUUGCGCAUCUACUUCACAGCGAGAUCAUCACUGCGAGUGGACAUGGGGAAUCUUCCAAGCUCAUCUUUGGGCAUGCCUGA
Molecule: messenger RNA, 1386 nt
Organism: Symbiodinium natans
Lineage: Eukaryota; Dinophyceae; Suessiales; Symbiodiniaceae
Source: the annotation of a GenBank genome assembly